AUGCCCCCGAGGGCCCCUCCACUGGCCCCCUCCGCCUCUCUCAAGGUGGGUGACCAGAAGGGCAGUGGCGGUGGUAGUGGCGCCUUCGCUCCGGCGGAGGACGGCUCUUUGCUCAUGCUGCGACCACGCAUACACCCGGCGGGGUCUACGCCGCAGGGGCCCUUGCUGCCACCGCCUCGCAUGCACGACGGGGCUGUCUUGCGGCUUUUUCCGCGCGGAGAUCUCGAAGCGGGAGGGGGGGGGGGGCCCCUUUCCGCGCCAAGCGCUGAGAGCGACGCUCCCGCCGGGAAGCCGGUCAUGGACGGCACGGAGAACUCCGUCGGAGGGGGGGCGGAAAUUGCACCUGCGGAGCCUCUGCGUGGCGGCUUGCCUUCGCAUUCGUCCUCCAAGACGAUUGAGGGAGGACGACCAGCACAGCCGACACUCAAGGCGGGAAGGGUCUGCAAACCAACAAGGAGCGUUUCCACAUGCUUCCUAGCUGGGGGUCGAGGGCGUGGAAUAGCAGUCGAGGCAUCUCCACUUCGAUCAGAGAAUCCACGUCAAGCCUGUCUUUCACGCGGCGCCAAGGCACGCCGAGCAAAAGAAGAAGCAGCAGCAGCAGUCUGCCCUUUUCGCAGUCUCGCGAGAGCUGACCUUCGCAUGGCUAGCUGGCGUAUAUCUUCCCGAAAGGGGGGCUUCUGCAAGCUGGCCGCUGCAUGCAAUAGCAGCCGCAACAGGGCAGAAUACGAAGAGCAACAUAGCAGCAACGGCACCGCUAAAAAAAAGAAGGAAAAGCCUCACCUUUCGGCUGCGCUUGUCUGCUUUCGCAGGCUGACGCGCGGGAAAAAUUGGCUCUUUUCCCUCUUUUGCUUCACGGGGAGAUUAGGCAUGAAGGUGGACCCUUUCACGCUUCGUUUUCUAGACAAAGAUAUCGAAAAAGACUGGAUGGAAAUGCGAGCUCAAGAUGCGGCGCGGUGUUAUUGGUGGCUAGGUGCCAUCAUCCUUGUUCAGCUCAUUUGAAGCCGCACGCGCCAGAUAUCGGAGUUUCUGCUUGGACACUCACUGGCCUUUGAUUUUACCCUAUUUGCAAGAAGAGAUUCGAUCAUAUCAGCCUCACAGCCGCUUCUUCUUGUUAUUGCAGCCUAUGCGGUUGCAGUUCCCUACCUCUCAGUGCUCGUCUUCUGCCUUUGGAUUGCCACGUGGUGGACGGCUAUCGCUUUCUUGCUUCCACCCAGCAAGCGCCAGCGUGAGGCACAGACUUUUUCAGCAAAUAUCCUUAGCAGGCAGGCAGAUAAAGACAUGGCAGGCAUAAGGAAGCAAGCGGCAGCUUUGGUAGAACAUUCGCCGUUGGGGGAACUCUUCCACUGCAUUGCAACGGCUGAGGCUUCCUUGCGUGAAGUAAAGCUGGCUUUUCCAAAGGAUAUCACGCACCUUGAAGGCACCAUUUCGCAGGUGCUGGUUGCGCUGGUUCAAGCGCAGCUAUGCCUCUCGCACCUGGACGAUCAGAGGCCUGUAGAUCCCCUAAGCGGAUCUGCGCAUGCGUGGGCUGUCUAUACACAAAUGCCGAGAGGUCCUAGUAAGCUUCCGGCAACGCAUGCAACAGCCGAAGACUCCGCGAGCGCGAAAAAAGGCGAGCAUCUCACAGACACCGCCCGGCGGUUAGGAGGGGAGUCAGCGGGCAUUGGAAAGGGGGGAAGAGACAGCACUCAGAAGAAAGAUAGAGACGCUGAAAAGAAGACGGCACGAAGCGGCAAUUACCUAGAUUCCGAAUCCGGAUCGCCAUGCGCAAGGCCAUGUGCACUUUCUCUGGGUAUAUGCAAGUGA
Molecule: messenger RNA, 1803 nt
Organism: Cyclospora cayetanensis
Lineage: Eukaryota; Apicomplexa; Conoidasida; Eucoccidiorida; Eimeriidae
Exons: 9
Source: RefSeq, a predicted model, not a curated record